AUGAAUGAUAAUGAUAGCAGUAGUAGUAAUAAUGUAUUAAAUGAAUUAGAUUAUAAAUUAAACAUCAAUAGUAAUAGUAGUAAUAAUAAUAUUGAUUUUGGUUUAGUUAGUAAUCAGAAUGAUGAUAAUGUUGAAGAUGAUAUUGAAGAAGAGGAAGAUGAUGACGAUGAUUUAGUACCUGAUCAUAUACUUGCAGAUGACUAUACAACUAAAUAUCAAGAUGACGAUUCAUCGGUAUUGGAUAUAGAUGUAUCGACACUCUCGUUGCUCAUCAACAAAGAUGGCAAACCAUACACCUCGCUGAACGACUUGAUGUUUGACAUUGAACAACAUCCACACCACGCACUGAAGAUGUCGAAUGCAAUCGAUCAAGAUUUACAAUCAUUGCCAUCUGGUGUUAUUAAUACAUAUCUUAGUCAAGCAGAAGAACUUGUACAUUUACAUAAGGUUAUUGAAUCGAAUGAUUUGAUUUUAUCAGAGAUUGGAGAUGUCUUUAAAUCAUUCGAUGACGAACUACAGAAUCUAAUUAAAGAUAUGCCAGACACUCAUAUCACUACACAACAACUCUCACAAGCACUAGUAAAUAGAAUGUUAGUCAAAGAUUCAAUAUCAAAAGUUGUUAAAAAGAUAUUGAUACCACCUGAUCUUAUUAGUGGUAUUAAUAAAGAUGAUAUAAAUGAAGAUUAUAUCAAUUAUAUAGAAGCAUUAGAGCAUAGAAUUGAAUCAUUAGAUGACUUUAUGUCGAGUGAAGCUAUGUUUGCACAAGAUAUGGCAUAUGAAAUCGAUUUAUUAAAGAAGAAAGCAAGCAGACAAGUUAGAGAUUUCAUGUUAAAGUUAAUUAUUAGUUUGAGAAAACCAAGAACAAAUGUGCAGAUAUUACAACAUUCCAAACUAUUUAAAUACUCGAUAUUGAAUCAAUUCAUCUAUAAGUAUUCUCCUUUAUUUGCAAUAGAGAUUAAACAAUUAUAUACAGAAACAGUAUCAAGAAUAUUUAUAUCAUAUUUUAAGAGUUAUUCUACAUCGUUAGCAAAGGUAUACUUUCCCAUUGGUUCAAAGUCAGAUGUUGUAGGAUGGUACGAUAAUGUUAUUAAAGGUUAUUUCGGUAAUUCAACGAAACAGGUCGAUACCAACAAAGCAUCGGCAUUCAACCUCAACAUACCGAAUCUACCCAAUGACAUAUGGACCAGUAUUCGUAGUGAAGUCAUCAAUGAGAUACCAGAGAAGAUCAAUCAAAACCUACUAAGAAGAUCUCAUAUGAUAAUAAGAGCAACCGAUGCACCUCUAAUCAUUCCACAUGCCGCUGUUAAAAACAAUAAGAAAUAUCCAUUAGAACAAAUAUUUAGAUCGAUGAAUAUAUUAUUAUUAGAUACAGUUUGCUCAGAGUAUAUAUUUACACAACAAUGGUUUGCAAGACCUUUAGUAUCUAAUCAAGAGACAUCAGGUAUUAUUAAACCAAUAUUUGAUAAUAUUUUUAAUAUGUUUUAUGAGAAUAUAUAUCAAUAUGUAUCGAAUAGUUUUGAUUGUUUAGGAAUAUUGAUAUCGAUUAAAUUGAAUCAAAUCAUGAUAGAGUUAUUAAAAGAGAGAAAACUAAGCAUACCUUGCUUAUCUUCAUACUUUUACAAGGUAGAUGUCAUCCUAUGGGAUAAGUUUAGUGAACUAUUCAAGAGAAAUAUCGAUAGUUUGAAAUUAGCACUAACAAACAACAAUGGUACAAUAGAUCUUCGACCUCAUAUUUAUACAAGAAGAUUCUCAGAGUUUUAUACAAGUGUUUCUGAGAUCAUUGGAGGAUGGCUAUCUGCAGUUCAAAGAGUUGCUAGACGAGCAGGUCAAUAUCUAUUUGGAGGAGCAGUUGUUCUCUUACUUCCGAGCGUUGAUCACUUUCGUGAAGGAGGUGGAAUCGAAGCUGAUCAACAGUCCAACCACUACCAACGCCGCAACGAACGUAACGGUAUCCACUUAUAA
Molecule: messenger RNA, 1962 nt
Organism: Heterostelium album PN500
Lineage: Eukaryota; Evosea; Eumycetozoa; Acytosteliales; Acytosteliaceae
Gene: vps52A
Product: Vps52 / Sac2 family protein
Exons: 9
Coding region: 1-1962 (653 amino acids)
Biological process (GO): endocytic recycling; retrograde transport, endosome to Golgi; Golgi to vacuole transport
Cellular component (GO): GARP complex
Molecular function (GO): syntaxin binding
Source: RefSeq, a predicted model, not a curated record